Messenger RNA from Candidozyma duobushaemuli, 1878 nucleotides. RefSeq lists its product as uncharacterized. The record is from RefSeq and is a predicted model, not a curated record. Bases 1 to 1878 code for a protein of 625 amino acids. Lineage: Eukaryota; Fungi; Ascomycota; Pichiomycetes; Serinales; Metschnikowiaceae. The transcript is spliced from 2 exons.
AUGUUCUUCAGGUACGUCACGCAAAUAUCUAAGAAAGCAACCGUAAGGCUUCGAACAGGGGUACUAGCUGUAUUGGGUAUGCCUUACCUACCUUCGGCCAUAGUAGCUUUGUUGUCGAUCAUUUGCAUUUCUGGUGUUCUUACUGGUUCGUUCAGCAGAGAGUACCCCAGAUCAUACACCACUAUUGAUAUGAAGGAAUAUUUGGCUGAUCGUAGUCCUCUCAUUGGACAAUCUUUUAUUCCGUGGCCACUUAUAGGCGAAAGUGAGCUCAGCAGACAGUAUAAAGAGCUUUCUAUAGAGUACGAUCCACGUCUUCUUCCAGCUCUUUGGCUUGGUGAGAUCCUCAAACUUAUAGAUGAAGGAAAGUCCAUUGAGAGCUUGGAACUACCAUUCAAGUGGGUGUCGGCUUUAGAUUUGCAGUCGAGUCUACAAGCUACAGAUAUUGCGUCGGUGGAAGAUUGUACAGCGUUUCAGUAUUCAUUGGGUAUGAAACAGGCAGAAGGGAUAUGUGAGCUGAUUGAGCUGCCUGACGGGCUUCCCAACUUUAAAAUUAUGGGCCCCACAGAUGUACCUCUUUCGGAGACAGCCAGGACUUAUAUCGGUGCCAAUUAUCUAUUACACACCUUGGAAAUACCGAAACGAGCCGUAUUUCUUGGAGCAGGUCUCCAGAAAAAUAUACUGCUUGCCGUUUCAUUGGUAAGCGAUACCAAACGACCGUAUUACGAGAAAUCGGAUAUCGUCUCGUUGGUGAAGCGUGUCGGCGGCGAGCAACAAAUACUGCUUAGUGAACAAGCAUUGAAGAUAGGCAGACUCAGCGAUGCCAUUCUCGAUCACAUUCGGCUUCCCAACGCACCUAAUUGUUCAAAUCUCAGCGCUCCUGAAUUUCUUGUUCCCUCUAUGGGCGAUCUUGAUUCCACUUUGAGGGACAACAUCGAAUCAGCACACCCAGAGCAGAAAUACUUCCAUGAAGCCAGUCUUUUUGGAAGUGGCAAGGGUUUCCAUUACGACUGGCGAUUCUUCAAAAGAAGCAACUACUCCCCUUAUGAAAGAACAGCAAUCUUGCAACGUCUAACGAGAGCCUGGCUCAGGUUUACCAAAGAAAUCGGACUGAAAGCAUGGCUUGCUCACGGCACACUCCUAGGCUGGUACUGGAAUGGUCUCAACAUGCCAUGGGAUGAGGAUCUCGAUGUUCAAACCACGAUGAAGAGCCUUCUUGAUCUUGCAAAAGACUAUAACCAGUCGGUGGUCAUCGAUCUCACGGAUAUUGAGCCCACUGGUCACAUGUAUUUCGUGGAUGUCAAUCCCCAUUUUCUUCAGCGAGAGCGAGGCAAUGGUGCUAACGUCAUUGAUGCCCGUUUCAUAGACAUGUCAUCAGGUCUAUAUGUUGACAUUACUGGUCUAGCUGUGUCUGACGACCUUGAAGCCGUGCAAAAUUUACCCGGAUCAAAGGAACACUCUCGGCUUCAUAAAAUCGUCGAUCCCGAUUACGAGGAAACCGCGAUGCUGUUCGAUUUUGUUGAAGGGCUUCGAGAGUCCACAGAGCUGAGGCUAAGGGAACUGGAGACAGAGCAGUGGAAUGCUGGCCUUCUAUACAACUGCAAAGACGACCACUUUUUCCUCCUUGACGAACUAGAACCGGAGAAGACGUACUUCGAAGGAGAAGAAGCGAUUGUUCCGUCACAGUUCAUGAAGAUCCUCAAUCGUGAAUACUUCAGAGGAACCCGAGCAUUACAACAUCAAGACUGGUGGUUUUCGCAUACCUUUGGGCUCUGGCUUCCGAGAGAGGACUGUGAUAAAAGCGUUCCUGGCUGCAAGAAGGAGGAUUGGAUUUUGGAGGAAAUAACCGCACGAUCGAUGGACGUGGUGUUCCAAAAAUAG